AUGGAAAAAGAUCAUUUAUUACCAUUACCACCAUCAUCAAUUGAAUCAACUGAUGAUGAAUCCGAUUUUGCCGUCGAUUCGGACGACGAAAUUAUUGAAAAUGUUAUACAGAUGCUCGACAAUGUUAUGGAUAUAACAAAUCUUACCGACGAAUCGCAAGAUGAAGCAGAAGAACAGUCACCAAUUGGCCUGUCAAAGUCUUCUAUUUCGGAUCCAGCACCUGUGGUGUCUCAACCAAAAAAUUCUUCUGUUGGCAACGAUAAAUCGUUCCAAAAUGCUUCUUCAAAACGUCGUUCUUGGACUGUGAAAGAAAAAUUAAUUGCUAUUAAAUAUUUUAAACAAUGCAAAAACAUUUCCGAAGUUUGCUGGCAUCGACAUUGUGAUCGAAAACAGUUACGACAAUGGUUAAAAAACGAAGCUCAACUGGUUCUGCUGAUGAAAGAAAAUAAUGGGAAAAACCUGAAACGUAUGAAAGGUCGCGGUGCAAAGAUUCGUUAUCAAGAGCUUGAUCGACAGCUGAUCCAAUGGUUCAAAUCAAAACGAACGAAAACCAACGAUGAACAAUCAAACGAACCAAUCGAAAUAAAAAAAGAACGAAUCACAUUCAAAAAUUUGGUACGUCAAGGUGAAAAGAUAUCUGUUUCCUUAAAGAUUCAACCUUAUCCAUCACAAAAGUGGUUUCGUCGUUUUAUGAAACGACAUCGUUUGUCAUUACAGAAACCAAAAAGACAGCAAAAGAUUUCUCUUGUCGAAGCUCAUUGUAGAGCUACUGAGUUUUUAACGUUUGUAAGAAAGAGUGCUUCUCGUGUUCUAAAUAUAGGUGUGUUAGGAUCAUUUCCUGAUCGAGAUAUUUGCAAUAUGGAUGAGAGUCCGCUUGCCUUGUUCGGCGAUCAAAGUAAAGCUAGCAUCAAUUAUAUGAACACGCCAAAUGAGGUUGAAGGUUGUUUGGAUAAUAAAAGAUUCUGCACUUUGGUAUUAACUGUUUUUGGCGAAGACAAUCGAGUAGCACCAGUUUUAAUUUUUAAAGGAAAAGGACAAGUAUUUGAGCGAGAAAAGAAAUAUUAUGAUAAGGAUAUCAAGGUCUAUUUUAGUCCUACUGCUUAUAUGAAUUCAUCUAUUAUGAAAAGUUAUAGCGAGUAUUGGUUUAGUAAAACGAGAGAUGGUCGACCAAAAAUGAUUGUUACAGAUUCUUGUAAGUCUCACUUGACUGAAGAAGUGAAAAAUUCAUUCAAACGAAAUGGUGUAGUCUUAGGAAUAAUUCCAGGUGGAAUUACACAGUACAUUCAAGUUCUGGAUGUGUUUGUGUUUAGUGUCUACAAGACACAUUAUUGUGAUGCUGCUGAAGAAUGGAUCGAAGUGAAUGGACCAAGAUCUAGCAUUAAACUUAGCUCUUCACAGCAAAGAAUACUGUGCACUCGUUUAGCGAGCACGGCUUGGAAACGAACAUUAGGAAGUGUUAAUUUUUCUCAAAGCUUUCGAGAUUUAGGCUACACUUGGAAUGACAAGAGCAUAGUGACAAUUAAAUCUUUACCAGGUUAUUCUUUCGAUCCAGAAUCUAUAGAUUCCGAAGAGUAUGUAGAGAAUGCAAGUAGUUUAAUAGAAAAAGUUGAUGAAAUAAUUGAUAUGCAGCCGAUCAAAGCUUUAAAACAGGGUACAUUACUUUCAUUUUGGAAAAAAUAA
Adineta ricciae is the source of this 1680-nucleotide messenger RNA. NCBI's taxonomy places the organism in Eukaryota, Metazoa, Rotifera, Eurotatoria, Adinetida, Adinetidae. The record is from the annotation of a GenBank genome assembly.